AUGACAGAUAUACCACAGAGCACCACGGUUCUGGUCGCCGGUGGUGGGCCUGGUGGGUCUUUUGCCGCGUCGGCACUUGCCCUCGAAGGUAUCGAUGUGGUAGUUCUGGAAGCAGACAAAUUUCCUCGCUACCACAUUGGCGAAAGCAUGCUUCCGUCCAUGCGGUACUAUCUUAAGCUUAUUGACGCCUAUGAAAAGUGGAACUCGCACGGGUUUAGAAUCAAGAAUGGUGCUGCUUUCAAACUUAAUUGGUCACGUCCAGAGGCCUACACCGAUUUCAUCGCGGCUGGCGGACCCCAAGGACACGCCUGGAAUGUGAUCAGAUCUGAGGGCGAUGAGCUGCUUUUCAAGCAUGCCGGUGAAGUUGGUGCCAAGAUAUUUGAUCAAACCAAGGUAGACUCUAUUGAAUUCGAGAGUAGAGACGAGAGCACAAGUUCUGCUCUCGCUAAUCCGGGUCAACCUAUUGCUGCUACCUGGAAGCGCAAGGAUGGCACCACUGGGAAGAUAUCAUUCAAAUAUUUCGUCGAUGCUAGUGGACGACAAGGUCUUCUCAGCACGAAAUAUUUGAAGAACAGGCACUACAACCAAGGACUGAAAAAUAUUGCAAACUGGGGUUACUGGAAAGGUGCUGGUGCGUAUGGCACGGGCACCAAGAGAGAAGGCUCGCCCUAUUUUGAGGCCCUCAAAGGUAAGAUUGAACAAUUUCUCAAUUUCAGCAGCCUCACCUUCUCCGCUUUGAGCUGUGCUAACGCCAACUUUCUUUCCAUAGACUCUGCUGGUUGGGUGUGGUUCAUCCCCUUGCACGAUGGAACUUGGUCUGUGGGUAUUGUGCAAAAUCAAGACCAGGCAACGGCAAAGAAGAGAGAGUUAGGCUCACCUUCUAGCAAAGAUUUCUAUCUCCAUUCUCUUAAUCUGGUCCCUGGUAUCAAAGAGCUCAUCGGCGAAGGUGAGCUUGUUUCGGAGAUCAAGUCAGCUUCCGAUUGGUCCUAUAGUGCCUCUCACUAUGCAUUCCCAUACGCUCGUGUAGUGGGAGAUGCAGGAGCAUUUAUUGACCCGUUCUUUUCCACGGGUGUCCAUCUAGCAAUUCACGGCGGUCUAUCCGCUGCAACUACUAUCUCUGCGUCUAUUCGAGGCGACACGACAGAGGAGCAAGCCGCUCAGUGGCACUCACAAAAAACAGCGACCAGCUACACUCGUUUCUUGGUUGUAGUUAGCAGCGCCCUCAAGCAGAUCAGGCUUGGAGACGAACCAGUUCUGAGCGAUUUUGAUGAACAGAGCUUUGACAGGGCAUUCGAUCUCUUCAGACCCGUCAUCCAGGGAACUGUUGAUGCCGACACAAAGGGUGGACUCACUCAAGAAGUAGUUUCUAAGACAAUCGAGUUCGCCUUUCGCUCGUUCUUGAAUAUCGACCCUGAGUUAAAAGAGUCUCUCGUUCAGAAGCUCAAGAGCGCCAACUUGAACAUCGAUGCCAACGAUGAAAGUACCAAUGCAGCAAUUGACGAGAUCCAGAAGAGCCUUACACCUGAGGAGUCGGAUGCCUUGAAUGUUCUCAGAGGAAGAAAAAUGUUACGUCACGAAGACAUUAUCAACGUCGAGAAUUUCACCAAAGAUUCAAUCGGUGGAUGGGUGGCUGUUCUGGAACGCGGAAAGCUAGGUCUGAAGAGAGGGGAAGCUGAAAAGCUUCGCAAGGCUGACUUGUUCUCUGUUGGAUUUUUGGAGAGGGACACUCCCGAUGUUGACAAGUUCUUGACGGAGAAAAAGAAAAACGGGGCUGAAGAAGCUUCUUCCGUCAAUGGUACAGCAAACGGAGACAGCCAUACCACAAAUGGUGCCAGUAAUGGUAUCAAUGGAUCCCAUGUGUCCAAUGAAGGUUCCAACGGACACCCAACACCUCAAAACCCCGCUCUAGGAAAACUUCUGAGCCCAGUCUUGGGAGAUGGACUCUCUCUAGACGAAUCGAGCAGACAUUUCUUGAUCGAGACCUUCCACGAGGCAGCAGAAAAGUUGGAAACUCCCCAUGACACAAUGAGACGUUUAGCUGAUACAGGUCGCCAGCUUUCAUUGAUAAAAAUCGGGAACAGCUUAGGAGUAUUCGAGGCCUUAGCGAAGAGUGAUUCGCCGUUGAGUAUUGAUCAGCUCGCAAAGCCUACCGGUGGCGACCCUCAAUUGGUGCGGCGCCUUCUGCGCUACUUUACUGGACACCGAUUUGUCAAAGAAGUGAACAAGGAUCACUUUGCUGCGACUCAGCAUACCAAAACGCUGGCAGACUCCGGCAUCGCAUCAACCUUGGAAUUCUUCCGCGUUGUGAGCAACCCGGCGUUCCAUGUUCUUCCAGAAUUUCUUGAGGAAAACGGCUAUCAAAGCCCAGGCAACGGAAUAAGCUCAUUCCAUAAAUCUGUCGACACUGACUUGAAUUUCUUUGCCUGGGCAAAGGGCAAUCCCAAGAUUCUUAAGCUACUACAAGGUGUAAUAAGCGUCCACAAAGAAGGAGAUUGGCUUAGUGCCAUCCCUUUUUCUGAGGCAAUCGCAUCCACGGAUAAGGAUCGAAAGAUCUUUGUUGACAUAAAUGGCAAUGUUGGUCUUCAAUCGAGACGGCUUCUAGCAGCCUAUCCAGAGCUUGCGGGUCGCAUCGUACUCGAGGACCGAGCGGAGGCAGUCAAGUUCUCACCUCCAAUUGAAGGUGUCGAAAAGGUUGGACAUGAUGUGUUCACUCCUCAGCCAGUAAAAGGUGCCAAAUAUUACUAUCUGAACGCGGUGUUACAGACCCUGGAUGACGAACCUGCAGUUGCAUUGCUUAAGAAUAUCGUUCCAGCUCUGGGCCCGGACUCACAGAUCCUCCUGGAUGAAGUAGUACUGGCCGAAACAGGUGCUAAUCUCUACCCCAUUGGUCUUGACAUUCAGAUGCUUGCAAUAUUUGGCUCCAAAGUCCGUACUCUCGAACAGUGGCUUAGUCUGCUCGAUCGCGCUGGACUCAAAGCUCAGGAAGUGAAGGCAUACACCCCAGUCAUGCGAUUCUCAAUUAUUUUUGCUGUUGCCAAAUAG
Messenger RNA from Exophiala bonariae, 3042 nucleotides. RefSeq lists its product as uncharacterized. The transcript is spliced from 7 exons. Lineage: Eukaryota; Fungi; Ascomycota; Eurotiomycetes; Chaetothyriales; Herpotrichiellaceae. Gene Ontology annotation, molecular function: O-methyltransferase activity; monooxygenase activity. The coding region runs from base 1 to 3042 and encodes 1013 amino acids. The record is from RefSeq and is a predicted model, not a curated record.